Messenger RNA from Aplosporella prunicola CBS 121167, 448 nucleotides. RefSeq lists its product as uncharacterized. The transcript has a single exon. The record is from RefSeq and is a predicted model, not a curated record. Lineage: Eukaryota; Fungi; Ascomycota; Dothideomycetes; Botryosphaeriales; Aplosporellaceae. The coding region runs from base 97 to 408 and encodes 103 amino acids.
AUUAUUAUGCAGUAGAAACCUUCAACCCGGUAGUUGCGAGACCUCAGCGCAUUGGCCUUUCUUACCAGGAAGAUAAAAAAGCAAGUUCAAACAACAAUGCAGCGUUCAAGCCGCAGCAUCCGUUCGUAUGUGCGGAUCAAAAACAGAUCCCGCGCAAAAACGCUCUUUUGCCUCCUUUCUCCUCACACCACCACAAUCAGGCAGACUGUUGCUGCUGCCUUGAAACAAGUCGCGAAAAGUCACUUCGCGAUCAGCGUCUCCUUGGUUUAUCUCCUUAUCUUUCCUUCUUCCCCUUGGUUAGCGAUAUUAGGAGUGUGGAUCGAGCGGGCAGUUACAACGACCGACAACGUUAAUGCAGAUGGUCUGUUAGUCGUUCAAACAUCGCGAGUUCUGUUCAAGUCCGCGUAGCAGUCUGAAGUGUUGCAUGAAACAAGGAGUCGCCUCGGGA